AUGGAGGAAAUUCUGCUAAAGCUCCUGGUUGCCGACAAUACGAUAAUACAGGAGGGUACUGCUGAACUUCGAGAAGCUAUUAAAAAACCAGAAAGUGCUCCUGCAUUAUGUCAGCUUGUUGUUUCAUCAGCUAAUGCUGAGAUAAGACAGUAUGCUGCUGUUCUGCUGCGAAAGCGGUACAACAAGGGAAAGCAUUGGUUGCAAUUACCAGAACACAUCAGAACUGAACUAAAAGCAGUGAUACUCCAGGCUUUAGUGAACGAGCAAGAGAAAUUUGUGAAAAAUGCAAUAACUCAGUUAAUUGGAACUAUCGUGAAACAUGAACUGCCAAACAAUGGUUGGCCUGAAGUUCUUCAAUUUGUUCAGCAGCUUGUUUCUAGUGAGAACUUAGCUGACAAAGAGCUGGGAAUGUAUACUUUAUCCACAAUGACUGAAGUAGCACCUGAUGCCUAUUUACCGCAUAUGUCUUCUAUUGUUUUUCUACUUGGAAACACACUGAACAAUCUUCAGGAUUUAGGAAAUUCUGUGGCACAUUAUAUCCUUCAGACAAUGCUACACCUUGUACCUUUAGUAGAAGGGGACCAAAAUAUGGUGAACGCAUAUCAUCAAAUGAUGCCUCAAGUGAUGAACACAAUUCAAGCUCUAAUUGUUGCGAAUGAAUAUCAGGCAGUAGAAGCUUUCGAAUUGUUGGAUGAACUAUGUGAAAAUGCAGUUGCAGUUAUAUCACCCCACAUUAAACCCCUCAUUGGGAUGUGCCUUGCGAUAGCUGGGAACAAGUCCUUAGAUGAUGCCUUGAGAGUCAAAGCUGUAGACUUUAUAGGCUGGUUAACAAGAUCUAAAAAAAAAGCCAUUGUUAAACACAAGAUGGUUGAGCCUAUAAUUGACAUGCUCUUCACACUGAUGUCCACACCACCUGAUGACGAAACUGAUGAGGUUUACUUUAGCGGUGAUAAUGAGGACAACACACCUAUGACCUGUGCCACACAGACCCUAGAUCUUUUGGCAUUACAUCUACCUCCAGAAAAACUCAUUCCGCAUCUGUUGCAGCAUGUGGAACCAGGUUUACAAGGUACAGACAUCUAUGCGAAAAAGGCAUCCUACCUAGCAAUGGCGGUGUUAGCUGAAGGUUGUUCCGAAUGCAUCCGCUCAAAAUACUUAGAAUCCUUUCUACGCUGUAUCUGCCAGGGUAUCACAGACCAGGCUGCUGUUGUUCGUAAUGCUGCGUUAUUUGCACUUGGUCAAUUUUCUGAGCAUUUACAGCCAGAGAUCAGUCGGUACUCGUCCGAGCUCUUACCUGUACUCUUUGAGUAUCUUGGCCAAGUUUGUACCCAUAUCAAACAAGAGAAAAAAGAACUUCCAUCCGUGGACCGCAUGUUUUAUGCCCUGGAGAUGUUCUGUGAAAACCUUAACGAGAGUCUUUUACCAUAUUUACCUAUGCUUAUGGAACGACUUUUUGAAACUCUGACAGCUGAUACUCCCGUACAUGUUCGUGAACUUUCCCUAAGCGCAAUUGGCGCCGCAGCCAAUGCCAGUAAGGAACAUAUGCUUCCUUACUUUGAGAGGAUCAUCGCUAUACUGAAUGGUUACCUAACUGAGAAGCAAACGGAUGAGACAAUGUGCUUACAGAUCCAGGCAGUUGAUACUUUGGGUGUUCUUGCGAGAACCAUUGGAAAUGAUCAUUUCGCUCCACUGGCGGAGAGUUCACUUCAGUUUGGAUUGAAACUGCUCAAGGAAACCGAUGAUCCAGAUCUGAAAAAGUCUAUCUAUGGUCUUUUUGCGUCUAUUAGUUCUGUUAUGAAGAAGAGUAUGGCUGUUGUACUACCUCAGAUUAUAGAACAGAUGAUAAAGAGUAUACAAAGUUCCGAGGGUAUAGUUGCACAUUUUAAAGACGAUGAGAACACUGCAUUUCCUGUAUAUGAGGAUCUAAGUGAUAACGAAAACGCGGAUGAGGAAGAUAUAGAGAAUACUGAUAAUGAGGAAGAUGACGAUGAUGAGGAUGUUGCUGGUUACAGUGUUGAAAAUGCAUACAUUGAAGAAAAGGAAGAAGCCGUUUUAGCUUUAAAGGAAAUUGCUCAGUAUACGGAAGAGGCAUUUUUACCAUAUUUGGAACAGUCCUUUGAAGAGACAUUCAAACUUAUUAAUUAUCCACAAGAGGAUAUACGUAAAGCUUCUAUCGAUGCACUGCUACAAUUUUGCAUUAACUUUUCUAAAAUUGGUACAAACGAAGGAAGGCAAGCCACUCUGAAGGCUGUUUCUAUUUUCGUACCGAAGCUUUCAGAAUUAAUAAGACUGGAUGAUGAGCGCUCUGUCGCCAUUGCUGCGCUUGAUGCGUUUUCAGAGCUUCUCAAGGAACUGAAGACAGAUAUUCUAAUUGGGGAAGGUCACAGAGAUGCCAUAGUAAAUUGCAUAACAGAUGUAAUGACAGGAAAAACUGAGUGUCAGGAUCAGGAAGACGCUGAUGGUGAGGAGGCCGAGGCUGAACAGGACGAAUUAUUAGUGGAAUGUGCUGGCGACGUUUUGUCGAAUUUUGGAAAAGUAAUUCCCGCGGAGGAUUUUGCCCUUUACUUUCAAACGGUGCUGCCAAUGUUUCUCGAUAAAUUGAAAAAGAACAAAUCAGAGGGACAACGAUCCUUUAGUGUUGGCACGAUUUCUGAAUGCUUUUCAGGAUUGAAACACACUGUAGCAUCAUUUGUACCUCAACUUCUUCCAACAUUUCUUAAACUGACUGACGAUCCUAGCGCUGAAGUUCGCAAUAAUGCAAUUUACGGUAUCGGAGAACUCGCAUUGCAUGGCAAGGAAUCAGUAUAUCAAUAUUAUCCUGAAAUUCUUCAGGCUCUCUCUGGUGCAAUAGCAAAGGAAACUCAUGGUGGAGCUCGAGAUAAUAUAGUAGGCGCAAUUGCGCGUCUUAUCAUAACAAAUUACGAAAUCUUACCUUUAGAUCAGGUGUUUCCUGUAUUUGUAAAUCAACUUCCACUAAAAGAAGAUUUCGAAGAGAAUAAGGCUGUCUUCAACAGUAUCCUUAUUCUCUAUCGAGCUGGCCAUGCCGUUCUUCAGCCACACGUAAAAACCUUGCAGAAGAUUGCAGUAACUGUGCUUCGCGAAGAAAAAGCUAUGGACGAUGAGACCAAGUCACUCGUCAAUGAAUUUGUGAAGUCAUCUCAGCGAGAUUUUCCUACCGAGUGGAAUGCUCUCCUUAGUGAACUGCCACCGGAAGUGGCAUCUGAUAUUUAUCGUAUCUUCUCCUAAGCAAGUUCUCGAUGUCUAUCGUUAUUCUGAGAGAUUUAAACGACAUAAAAAAAAUACUCCGUUAAGAGCAAUGUAUUUGCGUUGUUGUUUAUGAAACCAGAAGUAUCAGUGCGAUUUUCUGGUUAGAUACAUUUUAAUCCUUAUAUUUGUGGAUUGGAUCUGAUCCCAACGCUUAGAAUUAUUAAGACCCAGUCUUAUAAGAAUCACAAUCGUUUAACCUUUGGAAUUCUGGUUUCAACGUAAGAAUGCACGCGUACGCUAUAUUCUCUCAGUUGCUAAGAAUUUAUACGAAGUGCUAGAGAUGUUUUACGUGUGGGAGUUCGUUGAAGAAAUAUUAUCAUGGGAAUUUUGUACAACGUGCCUUCCGGUUAGUCAAGCCAUUAUUUUUGCAUAAGCCAACUGUUUCUUCGGGGUAUAGGUAUCCCGCGUCCGGUUUCCCUUGUAACAAGGAUCUAAAAUCUAGAAUCAAAAUCCGAACAGUCGUAUCUUAUAAUUAUAAAUUACGAACUAACGGAAAUUUUGCUUGCAUGGAUGAUAUAAUUUUUUAAAAAUCUUGUUACAUCACGCGAAGAAAAAAUUAAAUUAAAUAAUAGCAUCAUCGUACAAUAAAAAUAAAUGUAUUGCCGUGAAUGAAAUAAAGGUUUUGUAUUUUU
Molecule: messenger RNA, 3899 nt
Organism: Cephus cinctus (wheat stem sawfly)
Lineage: Eukaryota; Metazoa; Arthropoda; Insecta; Hymenoptera; Cephidae
Product: importin-4
Exons: 14
Coding region: 1-3246 (1081 amino acids)
Biological process (GO): protein import into nucleus
Cellular component (GO): nucleus; cytoplasm
Molecular function (GO): nuclear import signal receptor activity; small GTPase binding
Source: RefSeq, a predicted model, not a curated record